Molecule: messenger RNA, 3237 nt
Organism: Miscanthus lutarioriparius
Lineage: Eukaryota; Viridiplantae; Streptophyta; Magnoliopsida; Poales; Poaceae
Source: the annotation of a GenBank genome assembly
AUGGAGCCGCCGCCGGUGGACCGGCAGGUGGCGGAGAUUGCCGCGGAGCCCGACCGCGCCGCCGCGUACGCGCGGUUGCUCCUUCUGCAGCGCGGCUGCGCCGACGACCCCUCCGCCGCUGCCGACCUCGCCGCGGAGUUGCCUUCCACCCUCCUCCCGCUCCUCCUCCGCGACGCGGCCGCCGAUGACGAGGCCGUCGCCGCUUCUGCGCUCAAGUGCCUCGGCUUCGCGCUCUACCACCCCGUCAUCGUCUCCACCAUUUCAGCACAGAUGGCCCAAUUGGUAUUGGAUACCUUGGUACAGAUAAUCAUGAAUACUCGGAUGAAGUCAUCUUGUAAUUUGGGUGUCUGGUGCUUCUCGGUCCAACAAUUGGAGCCAUUGAUUAUAGAGGAUAGAGCAGAUCCAAUGCUUAUUGCUAUUGUUCAUGCCCUCGACAAUCCGUUUGGUUCCUUGUCCACAACAUUUGAGGCAGCUCAGGCUAUCUUGAAGCUUGCUGACCAAAGUCCCAAAAGAAUGAGGGACCAAUCAUGCUUGUGGGUUCCACCAGUGUACCGAAGACUCUUAAGUGCUGACAAGACAGAAAGGGACAUGGCAGAAAGAUGCCUUAUUAAGGUGUCAUGUCUUAUUCUACCACCUCAGCCUCUUCUUUCCAAGGCUGUUGCUUCAGACCUUGAGCAGAAGUUACUCUCCUGCAUGGUAAAUAUGCUUGAUGAUCCUUCGAAGAAAGUUCAAACUGUGAAGUCAUGGGGAUGGAUCAUAUCUUUGCUUGGUCCAGAUGCAGUGAACAAUAGACCGCUGCUUAAUAAACUCCUAAAGGUUCCGGAGCAGAUGUUUACUGAUUUAAACCCACAAGUUCUGGUUGCUACAAUGGUUUCCUGGAAAAAAUUGGUGGAUGCAUUUUUUCCUUCUCAGGCAACCGAGAUUGUGGUCCAACAAACUGUGAUUCCCCCAUUAAAACCCAUUGAACAGGCAAGUGCGCAGGUGAAAAGGAUAAGAUUAAUUAUGGUGCCUUUAUGUCGAGUUCUAUCAAGAAGUCGCAAUAUUGUACUUAGCUCUUCUUGUUUGAAUACAUGGCAUUACCUUCUACAUAGACUUGGUAAUCUGAUCAAUCAUUUACCCAUUCUGAAGGCUGCUUUUGGGCCAAUACUCAAAAUAGUUUUCUCUUUUGGGAUCAAUGAUCAGAACAAGCUGCUAUGGUCAUUUUGCUUGAAUCUUUUUCAUGAUUUUGUUUCAUCCAAAAAUAGGGACAGAGAGGAUUUGUGUCCUCCAGUGAAUCAGAACUUGCUAGCUCAAUCGUGCAUGCAUAUCAAGGCCUUAUUGGAUGUUCAACAUAUCAAAUGGUUACCAUGGGAUAUUAGUUGCUUUCAUUUCCAGCUCGAUAUUCUUGGCAUAAUUCUUAAGCCAGAACUAUUCCAGGACAUGAUUCCUGAAACACUGGUGAUUGUUAUGGAUUCUGCAACAGAGAUUUUCAGAUUUCUUCUUCAAGGUAUUCAAAUCGAACUUAGAGAGCAGCAUGCUUAUGAACAAGUCAGCCAAUGCAUUACUAAUGUGUGCACGUUUGCAAAGAAGUUGUUGCUGGAUCAUAUAGGAAAGAAUAGUGUUAACAAGCGUGCAACAUUACUGGAAUUUGGUCUUCGGUUUGUGAAAGUUAUUGUGGACGAACUAGAUCAUUCUCUGUUAGCUUCUGAAGACAUUGAGGUAUGCCUAGACAUCGAGCACAUAAAGGAGAACCAACAUGCAGAAUACAGUCCAAAGGUGUCUUUACCAAGAAUCAGAUCACUCUCUUACAUGGAGAUGGUUUCUCCAGCAGUUUAUGUGGCUGCACUGUCUCUGUCCAUGAUAUCUCAGUAUACUGGAGAGCUGUCUCGUAGAGAUGCAGAGAAGUUGGUUUUAAUUCUGGCUUCAUCAUCCAAUGUCCUGGAGAGUUUUCGUAUUGCUGUCUCUUUUAUGUAUAUGCAGAUCGGGCGGCCGACAUGUAAUAGGGAAAGAUUAAAAUGGUUGAUGGUUUGGAACUCGUUUGCAAAACAAUUGAACAGUCAAAUUAUCUCUUAUUUGGAAACCAAUUCUGGAUUAAGUUACCAUGAUGUUCUCCAUCAGUUCUUCUGUUAUCCAAUCCUUUAUUUUUUAUACCCCAAGGGGAUAUCCAUUCUUUUGAAUGCUGAAAACAGCUCCGAGUCAAAUGUUUCUGUCCUGCAAGACCUGGAGAUGGAAUCAACAAUUGGAGUUUAUAGAUCCCUCUCUACAAACUCCUGUAAUUCGAAGUUUUCUUCCAAGGUUUUCUUUGAUGGUUUUUACCAAUACUUGGUUUGCACUAUUGACGAAAACAUGGCAUUGUUCCAAGCCAACCUUGAGCAUUUGUCGGAGAAGUUCGAAAAUGCUACUAUCCUUUCUGCUCUUGGUGAAAUAGUUAUUGGACUGUUACAGAAUGAUCAAAUGUUGACCACUGCUAACCAAGAGUUGAAGGAAACAAGUGAAGAUUCUUUUGUGUGCAGACAACCUAAACUUUUCUUGAAUUGGUUCAAGCUUGCUAAUAGGUUUAUGAGGUUGUCAAGUUUUCAUUUCAAAGCAAAUCCAGCUGGACAGCACCAGGUCACAAGCAGGUUUUUUUCAACUUUAUCUAAUUUUGCUGGGCAUAUCGUACUAAAGGAACACGUUCUUCUUCUUUUCGAGAUUAUUGGAGACCAACUUACGGAGUGGCUCUCUUUAACCACCAUAUUGUACUCUGAAACGCAACAAGGAGAAAUUAUUGUUCAUCUUGAGAACCUUUGGCUCAAGAUGGUUGAGUGCCUGAAGAGGAGUCAGCUAGUCAGUGAUGUUCCCUUAAUAAAUCAGAAGCAGCGACUUCUUCAAGUUGCACUCAAUCACCCACAUCACCCCAUUUCAGAUGCAACAGCAUCAGUUUGCAGAGCAGCAACACAUGUCAACACAAUACUUCACCCUGGCUGCUUAAUUUCCGAAUUUGAUGAGUUAUUAAUGCAUAGAAGAAAGGAUCUUGAUAGUUCCAGGAAAACAGUCAUCACAUCCAAUUCUACUGAGCUCAUGGCUGAGAGAGAUGGUGGAUCUGUGAAUGUCUCGGUGGGUUUGGGGAGGAAGAGGCUGAAGAUCAUGAAGUAUUCAACUAAACCAAAGGAAUUUAACAAAAGUACAGCCCACAUGGGCUUCUCACCACGUAAUAUGGAAAACAGAGUGUGUAGGAAACCAGAAUUAAUUUUGGAGAUGCUACAGAGAAAGACAUAG